Molecule: messenger RNA, 4725 nt
Organism: Lolium perenne
Lineage: Eukaryota; Viridiplantae; Streptophyta; Magnoliopsida; Poales; Poaceae
Source: RefSeq, a predicted model, not a curated record
GAUCGCUGCCUGCCUGCACCAAAACCCCUCGGCUCCGGCGGCGCACUAAAUGUGCGUGCGCGAGUCCAGGAGACGGAGAAGGUCGAUACGCUCCAGACUUGGUCUGCUCCACUCCGCUCCUCUACGCCGCGCGCCCUGCUUCGAAUCGCGCUCGCGGCGGCCGCCGCCGCCGCCAUGGACUUCCUCUGCCCCGGCGAUCCCACGGUCUGGGACGGGAGGCGGUUCGCUCCGUGCUUCGCGGAUUUGGUGCUGGGGCUCGGCGGGAAUGUGGUUGCCACCGUCGCCGUCGUCGCGCUCUUCAUCGCCAACAGGAACGCGCCAACAACUCAGAAUGUCAGGAGACGUUUGCUAGAGAAGUUGUUUGUAUUUGGCCUACCUAGCUUUGCAGCCUGCCUUUCUUUGCUUGGGUUAGCUGUGCUUGUAAAGAAGAAAGUUGAAGGCAUAGAUGUCCCAAAUCAUGAAUUAUUGUUCAGAUGUUCCCAGUUUCUUGCAUGGGCAUCUGUGAGUCUUGUCUCUGCCAAUGGACCUUGGUUCGAAAUACUCUACAACACAUUCAUAUGCAUCUGCUGGAUGUUGAAGAUUCUACUAGAGAUACCUCAUUUGGAAUACACACUCACAGUAAUAAAGGCAAUGUCAUAUUUUACGGAGAUCCUCUCAUUCUCAACAUCAAUUACAUUUGGACUUUUCCUUAUUGUUGCAACUGCAGCAGGACGAUUAUGCAACAAAAGAGAAGUGAACUCUAUCGAAGCUCCACUGAUUCUGAACAAUGAAAAUUCUGAGACUGAAAGCACAAACUUGGUAUAUAAGCAGCACAAUAUCUGGGAACUGUUGACUUUUAAGUCUGUUAAUCCAAUGAUGGACAUUGGUAUCACAAGACAACUUGAUUUUGCAGAUCUACUUGAAUUACCUUCUGAGCUCAGAGCUGAUUCCUGUUAUGACAAACUUCUGUCUUCAUGGACUGCUGAACAUCAAAAUCAUCAUGCUGAUCCAUCUCUACUUAGAGCUAUGUUUCACGCUUAUGGAUGGAUCUACUUACGUUUGGGCAUGUUAAAGGUGAUAAAUGACAGUAUCAGUUUUGUUAGCCCACUGCUACUCAACAAGUUCAUAAGGCUUAUUCAACAAGGAUAUCUUUUGAAUAAUGAUUCAUAUCAAAGUAGUAUCCACUUUACUGGUUUAUUUGUGCUUUUUAGCAAUGUAAACAAACCAAUCUGGUCAUUUUUAGAUACCCAGUACUCAUUUCGUCUAGCAAAGCUCAAGUUGAUGUUACGAUCAAGUAUCAUGGGAAUAGUUUACCGGAAGUGCCUAUGUCUCAGUCUAUCUGAGCGUUCUAGGUUCUCUGAAGGAGAAAUACAGACCUUCAUGUCUGUUGAUGUUGACCGCACAAUUAACUUAUGUAACAGCCUUCAUGAUGCUUGGAGGAUAAGUUGUGCAGGAGAACUCUUAGCACACAUUAGAACAGUGAAGAUGUAUAGCUGGGAGAAACUUUUCACCCAACGCUUGAAGAAAAGAAGAGAAUUAGAAGUGAUGCAUCUUGCGACUCGAAAAUAUCUGGAUGCAUGGUGUGUCUAUUUCUGGGCAACCACACCAACGUUAUUCUCCCUUUUCACCUUUUCCAUAUUUGCAAUAAUGGGUCACUCGCUGGAUGCUGCAACGGUCUUCACCUGUGUCGCACUCUUCAACACAUUGAUAUCCCCAUUAAACUCAUUCCCAUGGGUUAUUAACGGGAUGAUUGAUAUGUGUUUCUAUUGCUGUAACAUCUGUAUUCUAACAUCGCAGGCUGUUAUAUCUAGUAGGAGACUGCGCAAUUAUUUGUCUUCUCCAGAGCAUUGCUCUUCUGAGUUGACGGCAUCAACUGACGUUGCAAAGGAUGACUUUCAAAGAAAUACUGAAACGAUUUAUGAUCCCACAGCUGUUGUCGUCAGGAAUGUAUGUUGUUCUUGGUCUAAUAGCUCAACUGCUGAGCCCAACAUUAUUCUCAGAGACAUAUCUCUGCAGCUACCAAAAGGCCUUUUCAUUGCAAUCGUAGGCGAGGUUGGUUCGGGCAAGUCAUCUUUGCUGAAUUCUAUUAUUGGGGAAAUGUCUAUCAUCAGUGGUUCUAUCAACACAUGUGGUUCGAUUGCAUAUGUACCACAGGUACCUUGGAUAUUAUCUGGUUCUUUACGAGAUAACAUUUUGAUUGGAAAAGGAUUUGAUACAAAGAGAUAUGAAGAAGUAAUACAGGCAUGUACCCUUGAUGUCGAUAUCUCAGCAAUGGUUGGCGGAGAUAUGUCACACAUUGGAGAGAAAGGUCUCAACUUAUCUGGAGGACAGAGAGCCCGUCUAGCAUUGGCAAGGGCUUUGUAUCACGACUCUGAUAUAUACUUGUUUGAUGAUAUACUUAGUGCAGUUGACUCACAGGUUGCUUCGUGGAUCCUUGAAAAAGCCAUUAUGGGACCACAAAUGAAGCAAAAAACACGAUUAUUAAGCACUCACAAUAUCCAUGCCAUUUCCGCUGCAGAUAUGAUUGUGGUCAUGGCUAAUGGAUUUGUAAAGUGGUUUGGUACAUCGGAAUGUUUCUUGGCAACUCCAUAUUCAACAAUAUCUGAGCCAGAUAGUUCACGUGUUUUCUCAGCAACAAUUUCACAAAAAGAUAAAGGACCAAGCACCUCUGAAUUCAUAACUGAAGAUAUGCUUAACAAUGUUUCAGUGGUUGGUCAGGAGGAAAAAAGUGAUCAGACUGAAGCAGAGGCCAGGAAAGAAGGGAUGGUUGAGCUUAUUGUGUACAAAAAAUAUGCAACAUUUGCGGGAUGGUCAAUGGUACUUCUAAUAUUUUUAAGUGCAUUCUUGAUGCAAGCAUCUCGUAAUGGCAACGAUCUUUGGUUGACUUAUUGGGUUGAUACCAGCACAGGUACCAAAAAUACAAGAUUUUAUCUGACCAUCCUUGCUGUGUUUGGAAUAAUCAACUCCUUUUUCACAUUGGGAAGGGCAUUUUCUUUUGCAUACGGUGGCCUAUGUGCAGCAAUUCAGAUACAUGCUGAUCUUCUCAGCAACCUCAUCGGUGCCCCAGUUUCUUUUUUUGACCAAAAUCCCAGUGGCCGAAUACUGAAUAGAUUAUCGUCAGACCUCUACGCUAUUGAUGAUUCUCUUCCAUUUAUCCUCAAUAUAUUUGUGGCCAACUUCUUCAGCUUACUUGGCACUCUUGUUGUUUUGUGCUAUUCACAGGUUACAUUCCUACUCAUCUUAAUUCCCCUCUGGCUUAUCUACAGCAAAGUGCAGUUCUAUUACAGGUCGACAUCACGUGAAGUAAGACGACUUGACAGUGUUGCCCGCUCACCUAUCUAUUCAUCUUUUACAGAGAUACUUGAUGGUUCAUCAACAAUAAGAGCAUUUCAAAAGGAAGGAUUCUUCUUACAGCGAUUCAUCCAACAUCUGACACUAUAUCAGAAAACAUCCUACUCUGAGCUUAUGGCUGGUCUGUGGCUCUCAUUAAGACUCCAGUUGUUGGCAGGGUCGAUCAUUUUGUUCAUUGCCGUAAUGGCCGUCGUUGGCUUCCAUAACAACUCGAAUGUUAACUUUGUUACACCUGGAUUGGUAGGCCUGGCGCUAUCAUAUGCAGCACCUUUUGUAUCGCUGUUGAAUGGCUUCUUGACCACUUUUACAGAGACAGAGAAGGAAAUGAUUUCUGUUGAGAGGGUUGUUGAGUAUGUUGGUAUACCUCAAGAAGAACUCCAGGGAUCAGAAUCUCCUCACAGAAGUUGGCCAACAGAAGGGAAGAUUGAGUUUGAGCAUGUAACUCUAAGGUACAAAGCAGAUUUACCACCUGCUUUGAAUGACGUCACAUUCCAUGUUGAAUCUGGCAUACAGGUUGGAAUAAUAGGAAGGACUGGAGCAGGGAAAUCCAGUAUACUGAAUGCACUUUUCCGUUUAGCUCCAAUCUGCAACGGCCGCAUCUUGGUAGAUGGCUUUGAUGUGGCCAAAGUUGCUGUCCGAGAUCUCCGUGGGCAUUUUGCAGUAGUGCCCCAGAGUCCGUUCUUGUUUGAUGGUUCGUUGAGGGAGAACCUAGACCCUUUCAGUAUAACAACUGAUCUGAGGAUAUGGGAAGCCCUUGAAAAAUGCCAUAUGAAGGCAGAGAUCGAAUCAAUAGGAGGACUUGAUAUCCAUGUGAAGGAAAGUGGUGGAUCCUUCUCAGUAGGCCAGCAACAACUCCUAUGUCUUGCCCGUGCCAUCCUAAAAUCAUCCAAGGUUCUUUGCCUUGAUGAGUGCACAGCCAACGUUGAUAACCAGACAGCAUUCCUGUUACAGAAUACUAUUUCUGCUGAAUGCAAAGGCAUGACAGUCCUCACUAUAGCCCACCGUAUCUCAACAGUAAUGAAGAUGGACAAUAUUCUUGUUCUUGAUCAAGGCAAACUGGUUGAAGAAGGAAACCCAGAGGCUCUUAUGAAUGACAGAUGCUCAAGAUUCUCCCGCUUUGCGACGGCAUCUACAAUGUGAUCCCAUGGAAAAUCAUGCCCUGCUCACCCUGUUAUCCCAGGGGAAACACUAGGUCUUAGUUGUAGUUCACUUUGAUCACCGAUACUUUAUUCUCCGAUGAGUGAAUUUACACUAACAGAAAGCCUGAUCCUCCAGCUUUUCUUGGAGAUCUUUAGUUUAAGAACUGACUGAACAUUAACACAAUGUUUCCUUUUUUUUUGUAUAUGUCAACACAAUGUUUCCUUAUAUGGAUCUAGGAUGAGAUCUACUGCAUUA